Messenger RNA from Pyrenophora tritici-repentis Pt-1C-BFP, 2001 nucleotides. RefSeq names its product CBS/PB1 domain-containing protein. Gene Ontology annotation, molecular function: protein binding. The record is from RefSeq and is a predicted model, not a curated record. Lineage: Eukaryota; Fungi; Ascomycota; Dothideomycetes; Pleosporales; Pleosporaceae.
AUGUCACAUACCGGUACGAUGCGGGGGACACCUAAGCCCACGAACCGCAACCAGCCCCAGCAGUUCGGCCACAGUCCUUCUGGCAUCCCACGGCCUGCGCUUGAAACCCACGCCACCCAUGUUGCGCAGAGCGAAGUGGGCGGCUCGUCGCUCAGUGCCAGUCGGGCAAAGAUGUCCAAGAGGGACGACGCAAUCCGUCGAAAGAUCGAAUCCGAUCUCAACAAGAAGAAGAACCACAGCGGACGUGUGCGCCUGUCCAAGAAAGCCCCGCCUGGCACCGUCCUCGCCCUGAAGCCGUCGCCCGCCCUCCAGAUCAAACCAUCAACUACCGUGGCCGAGGCUGCGCAAUUGAUGGCGGCCAAGCGCGAGGACUGCGUCCUGGUCACUGACGACGACGAUCGCAUUGCAGGCAUCUUCACCGCAAAGGAUCUGGCUUUCCGGGUUGUCGGCGCUGGAAUCAAGGCGCGCGACGUCACUAUCGAGGAGAUCAUGACCAAGAAUCCCCUUUGCGCAAAGACAGAUACGAGCGCGACCGAUGCCCUGGACCUCAUGGUCAGGAAGGGCUUCCGUCAUCUUCCCGUCAUGGACGAGAACCACGACAUCUCUGGUAUCCUGGACAUUACAAAGUGCUUCUACGACGCCAUGGAGAAGUUGGAGCGUGCCUAUAGCUCUUCUCGCAAGCUUUACGACGCUCUCGAGGGAGUGCAGGCAGAGAUGGGCUCUAGCCAACCAGCUGAAAUUAUAAACUACGUCGAGGCUAUUCGCCAGAAGAUGUCUGGGCCUACUCUGGAGUCUGUCCUGACUGGUCUUCCUCCAACCACGGUAUCUGUGCGCACUUCUGUCCGAGAAGCCGCAGCCUUGAUGAAGGAGCACCAUACCACGGCUGUGUUGGUGCAGGACAAUGGCUCCAUUACUGGAAUCUUCACCAGCAAAGAUGUCGUCCUCCGCGUUAUUGCCGCGGGGCUCGAUCCAUCGACUUGCAGUGUUGUUCGCGUCAUGACGCCCCAUCCCGACUUUGCGCCCAUGGACAUGAGCAUCCAGUCUGCUCUUCGCAAGAUGCAUGAUGGGCACUACCUCAACUUGCCUGUCAUGAGCGACGCGGGCGAAAUUGUCGGCAUGGUGGACGUGCUCAAGUUAACAUAUGCGACGCUAGACCAGAUCAACAACAUCAGUACCACAGAUAGUGAGGGCCCGGCAUGGAACAAAUUUUGGCUCUCGCUUGACAACGAGACUGAAUCGAUGAUGUCUGGCGAGGGCGGAAGCCGACACCCUGACCACCGAUCAUACGUCUCGCACAACGACCGCCCUGGUCUCAUGGAUCGCGGUGAUAGCGUAUUGCCUAACGAGUCUGCCUCGCACCAUGGAGGUGACUCGCCCCCGCAGUCUGCCGUAGCAAGCAAUCAUCCUGCAACUAUGGAGGACAUGCCUUUCCCCUUCAAGUUCAAGGCUCCAAGCGGUCGCGUCCACCGCCUGCAAGUGGUGGCCUCUCACGGUAUUGAGGAACUCAUCUCCAACGUAGCCAAUAAGCUCGGUGGAGAGGUCGAGGCUCUGGGAGGCAUCCCAACAUUCGACGAAGGCAAGAUCUCCAGAGCCGGCUUUGCUCUGAGCUACCUUGAUAAUGAGGGCGACACGAUUUCCAUCACAACGCAUGACGAUCUCGUUGAGGCCAUCAGCUUAUCACGCAUGGCGCAUCGCGAAAAAGUCGAUCUCUUCGUACAUGACCCUGACAAGGCGCCGAUGUCUGCUGAAGUCAACCCACAGCCGGGGUUGCCCAAGCCCGUGACACCGCCUGAAUCCACCCUUCGUGAGCGCAAGCAGUUCUUCGACGACGAAGAGGACGAAACACCUAGGUCUCGAGGCAGGAACCAACCUGUGCCUCUCUCGCAGCAGCCGGAAAUUAUUGCUGGAGUUCCGAACGACCUCCUUUUACCGGGAGCGAUUGGCGUACUUGCCGUUGUGAUUGUCGGAGUGUUUGUACUUGGCCGUGCCUCGAGCCGGUAA